Rhizophagus irregularis DAOM 181602=DAOM 197198 is the source of this 1117-nucleotide messenger RNA. RefSeq lists its product as uncharacterized. The record is from RefSeq and is a predicted model, not a curated record. NCBI's taxonomy places the organism in Eukaryota, Fungi, Glomeromycota, Glomeromycetes, Glomerales, Glomeraceae.
UACGCGUUAAUUUUUACGAUAUACGACAUAAAUAAAGAAUUUACGCGUCCCUAAAUUAUAUUACAUUACUUUACCUCCUUUACCUCCUUUUAACGGUGAAAUCAAUAAAAUAAACUUUUUUCUCAAAACAAUAAUUUUUUAAAUAUUUAAAUUUAUUUUGAUUAUGGAAACAGUAACUAACGAAGCUUUAAAAGCAAGCGGAAGUUGGCUAGCAAAGGAACGCCAAAAAUUUGAGAAUUUUACUGAAGAAAAAUUUCAAAGUUUUUCAGCUGAAUGUCAGCAAGAGUCCGAUUGGCUCAGAAUUUAUUUGCAGAAUAUUAUUCAGGCUACGAAAAAUGUUAAAAUUUUAAAGAAAAAGGAAAAGCCUACAGUUAAUAAUGAAAUAAGUGAAACUUCCAGUUAUGUUGAACCUACCAGUUCGGUCCAGCAGACAAGGAAAUUAGUUAUAAAACGUACUCCAAGAUCUAAACACGAAAAACCAGAAAUCAAAUCCUUGGUUCUCGCGGCGGCUGCUGCCAAAAGGGAACAAGAGAAGCAAGAGAAAAGAGCCAAGGAAAGAGAAGUUGCUCGUCGUCGUGCGAAAGAAAAGAAUAUAGAUUUAAUUGGAAGAAAGAAAGUGAAUCAAAUUCAAGAUAAUGGUGAAAAAAAACCUGAAAUAUUAGACUUAAAUAUUAUAGAACAACCUAAACAAUUUGUAUUACCAGAAGUAGUUAGCGAUGAUUCUAGUGAUGAGAAGAAAGUUAAGACCAAGCAUCAACGACGGCGUGAAGAUUGGGAACAGAGUCCUGUAUUAAAAGCGACUUUAAUACGCCAGGCUUCGAUUGAUCCUGAAACUAUUUUUGGGAAGGUUCCUCCGCUUAAUAUGGAUGAAAUCUUUGAAGGACGAGAACAUAAAUUUCGCCCAAGAUCUAGUUCAGCAGAUUGGACAGGUUUGGAUGCAUUAACAGUAGAUGAAGAAUUGGAAUAUAAAGUAUACAUGGGAUUUAGAUGAAUUUAAAUUUUAUCAAUUCCAUUUGAUUGUUAAUGUCUAAACAUUAUUUGUCAGUUUAAAUAUUGAAAAAAUCAUUUGAGUAUUGUGAAAAAAAAACUGAUUUUUCAUAUAAUACAGGAAUUCAAU